CAACCCCCGUGUCAGGCCAGACAGGCCUCUCCGCGUGCGUUUGACAAGUGGAACGCUACGGUGUCUAGGGACCCCCGUGGAAGGGGCUGCUAGCCGGGCCGUGGUGGGGCCGUCUGGCACAGAUCGCGGCCGAGCCCCAGGGCGAAAGGGGUAUUGUGGGUGACGUUGGGCUCUGGCCCCGCUUCUUAAAUUACCCGGGGGUGCGGUGAGGUCCAGGGGGAAGAGGCCCUGGCCAGGUCUCCUGGCGCCUGCGCCCCCAGCCUGGGCCAUCUCGGUGGGGGGGCCCGGGAGACGUGUAAGUUUCAUCCAUCCCCAGGCUGAGGAGUAGGUGCUCCUGGCAGGAGGGGGCCGCCCUCAUUCAGCCCUGCCUGCACGGGGCGAGGAGAGGCCUCCUAUCGGGGGAGCCCCACCCUGCCGGGCCCUGCGGAGGCGGGGCUGAAGCCCUCAGCCAGCAGCCACGGACGCCUCCACAAGGCUGGAGAACAGCCGGGCGUGGAGGAUGGAGGCCCUUCCGUGGAGAGCCUCCGCAGACAGGCGUGUGCUUCUGCAGGAGAUUCAGCCGGGAAGGUGGAGCCGGGCUGGGCUCCGAGGCUCUGGGGACAGAGAGGGCCCCACAGAGCAGGCCCACAGCCUCUGGCGCCAGCCAGAACGUGCCCCUCCCUGGGCCCUGCUCACUGGCUCUGAGGACCCACGUACUGGGGCCCACGCUGUCCGCUAGUCGCCGGAACUGGGACUGGAGGCCGGUGCCCCUCAAGGGCAGGGCCUUCCCCUGGCUCCCCCGACUCAGCCCUGACAGCCGCAGAGUGGUUUUUCCCUCUUUAUUCUUAGAUGGGAGACACAGGCCCCAGGGAGGGUCCCUGCUGGCCCAUGCCAGCACCCAGUUCCCUCACCCGGCCGCAGAAGGGCUGUGCUACCUGGCCUGCCCUCUGCUUCCCCGGAGCUCGGGCUGUGUGGCAGCAAGGGCCAUGGGGGCCUGAGUUUGCUUCCCGGGAUGGUUGGGCCCCCUCAUUCCUGCAUCAGAGGACGAACCCCCAGAGGGACUCAUGGGCAGGCAGGGCUCUGAGUGUGUCUGCAGCAUCGGGGCUGCACUAGCCAGCCUCCCUGGAGCAAUGGCACGUGACGAUCCUGGGUGUGGGCCAGCCCCUCUCUUGGACCCGGUCCCCUGGCCAGGCCCCUUCACCCCAUCCCAGGAGCAGGGCCCUAAGCCAGCACCCCAGACGUGCAUCAGAGCCGACCACUGGACCAAACUCCCCAAGUCCAAGCAUGGACGGCACCUCACACUCCUUGGGGGACAGGACCAUCACCCCGGGCAGCCCAGAGGGGACUCCUGAGCGCCUGCAUUUAGAGCUGACUGGAGGGGGCAACAAUGCUGGCCACACCGUGGUGGUGGACGGCAAGGAGUAUGACUUCCAUCUGCUACCCAGCGGCAUCAUCAACACCAAGGCCAUGUCCUUCAUUGGCAACGGAGUGGUUGUCCACUUACCAGGCUUGUUCGAAGAAGCAGAAAAGAAUGAGAAGAAAGGCCUGAAGGACUGGGAGAAGAGGCUCAUCCUCUCUGACCGGGCCCACCUCGUGUUCGAUUUUCACCAGGCGGUGGAUGGGCUCCAGGAGGUGCAGAGGCAGGCCCAGGAGGGCAAGAACAUCGGCACCACCAGGAAGGGGAUUGGACCGGCCUACUCAUCCAAGGCGGCCCGCACGGGCCUCCGUGUCUGUGACCUCCUGUCAGACUUCGACGAAUUCUCCACCCGGUUCAAGAAUCUGGCCCAUCAGCACCAGUCCAUGUUCCCCACUUUGGAAAUAGACGUUGAAGGUCAACUCAAAAGGCUGAAGGGCUUCGCUGAGCGGAUCCGACCCAUGGUCCGAGACGGCGUUUACUUCAUGUACGAGGCGCUCCACGGCGCCCCCAAGAAGAUCCUCGUGGAAGGCGCCAACGCAGCCCUCCUCGACAUUGACUUCGGGACCUACCCCUUUGUGACGUCAUCCAACUGCACGGUGGGCGGCGUAUGCACCGGCCUGGGCAUCCCCCCCCAGAACAUAGGCGAGGUCUACGGCGUGGUGAAGGCCUACACCACACGCGUGGGCAUCGGCGCCUUCCCCACCGAGCAGAUCAACGAGAUCGGUGACCUGCUGCAGAGCCGCGGCCACGAGUGGGGCGUGACCACAGGCAGGAAGAGGCGCUGUGGCUGGCUGGACCUGAUGACCCUCAGAUACGCCCACAUGGUCAACGGAUUCACCGCGCUGGCCUUAACGAAGCUGGACAUCCUGGACGUCCUGGACGAGAUUAAAGUCGGCAUCGCGUACAGGCUCAGCGGGAAGCGGAUCCCCUACUUCCCAGCCAACCAGGAGAUUCUGCAGAAGGUGGAGGUGGAGUAUGAGACGCUGCCUGGGUGGAAGGCGGACACUACGGGCGCCAGGAAGUGGGAGGACCUGCCCCCACAGGCCCAGAGCUAUAUCCGUGAAAUGGGUUGGUGUUGGCAAAUCCAGAGAUUCGAUGAUCCAGCUGUUUUAGACCAAGACAGAGCUGAUCCCGGCAGGCCACGCCCACGCCAGUGGCCACAGUAGCGUCCUUUCCCCAGCCAGCAGAACCAACGCCGCAGACAAAGAGAUUUGAAAACCAUUUUCUGUACUUUUAUAUUUUUCUUUAAGCCUUCAGCUCCACCCACUGAUUUCUACAACUUGAAACAUCUGAAAACCAGUGUUGGGUACAUUUUAAAAUCUGCUAUUUCCAGUGAGCCGAAGCGCUCAAAACAGAGACCUUUUAUGGCACGUGAAUUGUCACAUGGUUGUAUGCCCGGUUGGAGCCAUUUAGUAAUAAACAAAUCCGACUGCCGCUGAACGGUAGUGAGCAGUGCA
Delphinapterus leucas (beluga whale) is the source of this 2853-nucleotide messenger RNA. It is a transcript of the gene ADSS1, whose product is annotated as adenylosuccinate synthase 1. Gene Ontology annotation, molecular function: adenylosuccinate synthase activity; GTP binding. Lineage: Eukaryota; Metazoa; Chordata; Mammalia; Artiodactyla; Monodontidae. The record is from RefSeq and is a predicted model, not a curated record. Gene Ontology annotation, cellular component: cytoplasm. Gene Ontology annotation, biological process: 'de novo' AMP biosynthetic process; IMP metabolic process.